Molecule: messenger RNA, 1047 nt
Organism: Penicillium cinerascens
Lineage: Eukaryota; Fungi; Ascomycota; Eurotiomycetes; Eurotiales; Aspergillaceae
Product: Cytochrome P450 E-class group I
Exons: 3
Coding region: 1-1047 (348 amino acids)
Molecular function (GO): monooxygenase activity; oxidoreductase activity, acting on paired donors, with incorporation or reduction of molecular oxygen; iron ion binding
Source: RefSeq, a predicted model, not a curated record
AUGGCGGAAGAAACGCAAUAUCGUGGUGUCGUUGAUGUAUUCAAGUGGUGGCUGUUCAUGGCGACCGACAUUAUUGGCGAAUUGAGCUUUGGGGAGUCAUUCAGGAUGCUCGAAGCUGGCGAAGUAAGCAAUCUACUGGAUUACGAACCCGACAUCAAUAUUAACAUUGUAAUGCAGAAAACCCAAUAUUCUUUAGAUCUGGAGCAAGUCUCAGCCCUGCAACCGAUUCGAACAACAUUCCCCACCCUGGUCAACCUCGGGAAAUACCUACCUUUGCCUGUUUUCAAGCGCACUAUGGCAUGUGGGAAACGAAUGGGCAUGUAUGCAAGCCAAUCCAUCGACCGAUACCAGAGAAUCAUGGCCGAAAACCCUUCGGACCCAAAGAAGACACUCUUUACCAAGUUAUUCGAUACCGAGAAAGGCGGCUUGCCACUUAACGAGAUCAAAAAAGAAGCUCAAGGAUACAUUGUUGCAGGAAGUGAUACCACUGCUGUCACUUUAACCUACCUUGUCUACGCCGUUUGUGGAAACAGCCGAGUUCGGGACAAGCUGGUCGCUGAGGUGGCAGCCUUGUCUGAGCCGAUUCACGAUAAUGACCUUAGGAAUUUGCCCUAUCUGAACAUGGUUAUUAGCGAGACACUGCGCUUGCAUACUGCUGUUCCUUUUGGUUUGCCUCGGGCUGUGCCAUCAGAAGGUGCCAAUUUCAACGGAUACUUCCUCCCAAGUGGAGCGACCGUGUCUACACAGUCUUACAGUCUACAUCGGGAUCCUAUAAUUUUUCCCGACCCCUAUAAUUUCAAUCCCGAGAGAUGGGAGAACCCAACCAAGGAAAUGAAGGAUAUUUACAUACCGUUUGGCGGUGGGUCACGCAUCUGUAUUGGAUUGCAUCUGGCUCGCAUGGAGCUUCGUUUGGGAACAACCAUGUUUUUCCGAAAAUUCCCAAAUGCUCGACGUUCCAACAAAGAGGGAAUGUCCGAGAAGGACAUGGUAAUGCGGUCUUUCUUUUUGAUGGCACCAGAGGGACAUCGUUGUCUGAUCGAGACUUGA